This is a messenger RNA of Cyprinus carpio (common carp), 2357 nucleotides long. RefSeq names its product fibroblast growth factor 8b. The transcript is spliced from 5 exons. Gene Ontology annotation, molecular function: type 1 fibroblast growth factor receptor binding; type 2 fibroblast growth factor receptor binding; growth factor activity. NCBI's taxonomy places the organism in Eukaryota, Metazoa, Chordata, Actinopteri, Cypriniformes, Cyprinidae. Bases 550 to 1188 code for a protein of 212 amino acids. Gene Ontology annotation, cellular component: cytoplasm. Gene Ontology annotation, biological process: regulation of cell migration; neuron differentiation; dorsal/ventral pattern formation. The record is from RefSeq and is a predicted model, not a curated record.
CUGCACGUGAAGAGUGGGCUUGACUUUGGGAGUUUGAAAGUGGAGAGAGACACAGUGAGGCUCCCCUGCUCUCAGUCUCUCGCCAGGGAAACAUCCCAGUUUUAUCAACCUUAAUCUGACUUCAGACUGUCCCAGUGACAUUUACAUCAGUACUGGAGAUACCGUGAGGAAACAUAAUGCAAAGUCUCACUACGGGCGCGCGCACGCUGCCGGAUGUAGUCGCUGAUUUUCUAUGAAGAAUGUUUUAUUUUUCGCAUCUUCGCUGUAAUCGGACAUCGAUCAUGAAUUGUGUUUGUAAGAACAGUCGCCUGCAAGGUGCUUGAAAUCUAAGGAAUAAAAGUUACUUGACGGAUUAAUUUGACAUGGAUUCAGUUGAUGAAUAAAUCACAGUCGAUACCAAUAUAUGUUAUCCUGUCACUCAGAUUUUUGUAAUUUUUGCUAAAAGUCCGAUGGACCGAGCACCUUCACACAAUAAUAUACACGCACAGAGGAAUUAAUGAAGAAUUUAUUGUUCUGGAUAAUAAUCAGACAGGGCUUGGAAAUCUCACAAUGAGGCUGAACUCAUCGUGGUUAGGUUACAUAUUACUUCAAUUUAUCACCCUGUGUUUUUACACUCAGAUGACGAUGCAGUCCGUCUCUUUACCCAAUUUUAAGCACCAUGUAACGGAGCAGAGUCGUCUGUCGGACAGGAUGAGUCGGAGAUUAACAAGGACUUAUCAGCUCUAUAGCCGGACUAGUGGUAAACAUGUACAAGUCCUGGGCAAUAAGAGAGUCAACGCCAACGGCGAGGAUGGAGAUAUUCAUGCUAAACUUGUUGUGGAAACCGACACAUUUGGAAGCCGGGUUCGAAUCAGAGGAGCAAAAACAGCCUACUACAUUUGCAUGAACAAGAGAGGCAAGCUUAUUGGACGGAGGAAGGGCCGUGGAAGGGACUGUAUAUUCACAGAGAUUGUUCUGGAAAAUAACUACACGGCUUUGCAGAACGCUAAGUACAAAGGCUGGUACAUGGCCUUUACACGCAAGGGGCGACCUAGGAAAGCCAUGCAGACCCAGCAGCAUCAGCGAGAGGCCCAUUUCAUGAAACGUCUUCCUCGAGGACACCUGUUAACAGAACAGAAGCCUUUUGAUUUAAUCCCAUAUCCCCCUAACAAGAGGACUAAGCACCAUCAGCGCACAAGCGUGAAUUGAGGGCAGAUUCGUAAUGUAUACUACCGGAGUGCUAUCUUAAUUUGAGUUUAUCUAAUCUAUGUGCAUCCAGAGUUACUGGACAUCACGCCGAACUGAUGUGUAAAAAUGAAGGAGAUGAAUCACAGUAUGGAGGACAGUUUGUUCUGGGAUAAUUACUGAACUGUUGACUGAAGAGAGGACACUGUAAACCUUGUAAUAAUGAGCAACACAGCACUGGGAAUGAAGCAAGACAACAGAAUACACGACACACAUACACUGUCAGAAAAAUGUGCAAAAAUUGUAUCUUUAGGGGUACGGCGGCUUGUCACUGGGGCAGAGCCCUCAAGGCAAAACAAUUGUUUUAUUCCAUAACAUGUUUUAUUUCAGUUUCAUAAAAAACUGCACAUUUACAGUCCAUCCAUGCAUCUGCAGAUACCAAUUACAAUACAUAUAUUUAAAGCUGUUUUUCUCAAAAUGAGUUUUUCUCCGCCUCAGCAAAAGUGACAUAGACUAAACUUUACUGUUUUAUUCAUAUCUAUAUUCUGAAGGUUUUUAUAGAGGGGUUGUUUCAUACAUCAUUCUUCUGAUUUAUAUGCAAACUAUAUAUAUAUAAAAAGUUGGUUAUUUAUUUUAUUUUUUUGGCUGUUGAAAGUAUUUUCUAAUUUAUGGAGUGAUUAAAAAAAUAUAUAUAUCCAAAGUCCUGUCUAAAAAAAAACUUAAAUAUGUCAAAUGAAACUGAAUUGAAUAGUGACACAUUUGCAUUUCAAAAAACUUGUAAUGCUAAACAAUUCCCUUAAUGUACUGUGAUAAAUCAACUGGGGAAAGUAUGGUGAUAUUGAAUUAAUAUUAGAUAUAUAUUACCUGUUUACCCCUAAAAGGUUCAUAGUAGUAACCAAAGGGUACAUAUUGCUACUCUAAGGCACUAAUUUCCACCUUUAACAGUGCGUUGUAAAAGCUAUUGUUCAAUUUUUGCACAUUUUAUUCUGACAGUGAAUAUGGCAGCUACCUACUGAAGUUCCCAAACAUAUGCAGAUGCACACCGACUCCAUGAUGUUUAGUGAUAUUAUCAAAAAGUCAUCUUUAUUGUUUGUACAUGACUAUAUAUUUUUAUUGGAAGAUUGUAAAAUACUUAAAAAUGGAAAUAUUUAUUUUAGAGUGUGUAUUAAAUUCAUGUAAAAGUAUUGCUAUAA